Molecule: messenger RNA, 1488 nt
Organism: Solea solea (common sole)
Lineage: Eukaryota; Metazoa; Chordata; Actinopteri; Pleuronectiformes; Soleidae
Gene: sftpbb
Product: surfactant protein Bb
Exons: 11
Coding region: 103-1104 (333 amino acids)
Biological process (GO): sphingolipid metabolic process
Cellular component (GO): lysosome
Source: RefSeq, a predicted model, not a curated record
CCGGUGCAUCCCAGCAGCAGAAAAAAAAAACAGCAGCCGCACAACAAUAAUAAGUGAAACCUUCUCUGGUCCUCUGUCUCUUGUCUGUGUCUCUGACUCAUCAUGUCUUCUCCUGGAUUUGUGCUGAUGUUCCUCGCAGCAGCGUCUCUGUGUCCUGGAGACGGCAUGUUCAUUAUGGAGCCACUGUCUGUCAUCAAACAGGAAUCUCUGAUGCUGGACACGUGUUCAGAAUGCAGACAGAUCGUCCAGCUCUCUGCCAACAUGAUCUCCAGCAGAGACACGAAGGAGAUUGUGUAUGAAACCUUGCACGCUCUCUGCCGGCGCUUUCCCAGCGAACAAGCAUCAGAGUGUGAUUCACAGGUGAAGAUGUAUUUGCCCAAAAUCCUGCAGCAAACCCUGAGUCCCCAGAAGUCAGAUGAGACCUGCAUUGCUUUUGGACUUUGUGCUGCCCCCAAAGAGGAACAGCUGCAACUUCCCCAUCAUGUCUCUGAUAAAGACACAUUCAGAUCUGCGAUCGGCUCAGCCAUCAGCAGCUACGAGCAGCUCAACCCAGCGUGCAGCCUGUGUUUGUUUGUCAUCAAGAAGCUGGAGACGCUGUUGCCUAAAAAUAUGACUGAGGACACUUUGAUGAAGCUCCUGGACGAGGUCUGUGAUCUCUUGCCUCAGAGCUACAAGGAUGAAUGUGAUGACUUUGUCAGUAAAUACGGCGUUCAGAUAGUGGAAUUCCUCCUGUCGUCUGCUGCGCCUCACACUAUCUGUAGUCUUUUGCACCUGUGUUUGUUCGAGGAGCAGCCUCAACCAGAGGUGGUUUUCCCCUCAGACUGCGAAUCGUGUCGCACGCUGGCGGUGCUCAGCCGACUGUACCUGGGUGUGAACGCCACAGAAGCUCAGACUUUCUCUUUCCUGCAGUCUGUGUGUGCCUAUCACCCCAAUGCCAUCCCUAAGUGCGAGGCUUUCACCAAAUUCUAUGGCUCCCGCCUGCAGAGGGUUUUGGGAAACCAAAUGGAUGUUCCACAUGCUUGUGAAAGAGGGGACUUGUGUGUUGCCUCGAAGAAGUUAGAGCCACUUGGAAAGAGUCGCUGUACUUGGGGACAGCGCUGCUAGUUUUCUGCUAAGUGAUGCACAGAACCGUCUUCUACAGGAAAGACAUUUGGAUGGCGUGAACAAAACGCUGCACUGCAACUCUGAUGUUAUGUGUACACAAGGAACUUUCAUUUUUACAAAUUAUUACUCUUAAAUGUUUUGUAUAUGUGAUGCACUUUAAUUUUUGGGGGAAAUUAUUCUCUCAUUUGCUUUUUCAGUCAGUCAUAGAUAUUAUUCAUGGCAAAGUUCGCAUGAUGUGUUAUUAGACUACGAUUCCGUCUGUAAGAUGAGUUUGAGACAAGUUAUUGCGCACAUAACAUCAUAAUGAAUGUGAAAACUGUUAGCUGUAAGCUGGACCUUUAGUAUGUAUGUAUACCAUGAAAUAAAGGCAGUUUAGACAACUGA